UCCUUUUCUUUCUUUUACAUCAUAUAUAAUAGAAGAAGAAAGAAAGAAAGAAUUGCUUGAAUAGAAAUCAAGAAAUGGCAGAAGGAGGAAGGACCUUGGAAUACACUCCAACAUGGGUUGUUGCAGUUGUUUGUUGUGUUAUCGUUGCUAUUUCUCUUGCUGUCGAAAGGAUCCUUCACUAUCUUGGCAAGUUAUUGAAGAGAAAACAACAGAAACCUCUCUUUGAAGCCUUACAGAAGAUCAAAGAAGAGUUGAUGCUUUUGGGGUUUAUAUCACUGUUAUUGACAGUGUUUCAAGGUAGUAUUAACAAAAUCUGCAUAACGGAGGAAUUGGCUAAUAAAUGGCUUCCUUGCAAGGAAGAAUCUGAUACUACUGGCACCACCGCGCACUAUCAGACCUCGUUUUCUUUCAUUUCCGGUGGUUCCCGCCGUCGCCUUCUGGCUGAGGAAUCUAAAUCUAGCUGUGCUGAGGGAAAGGUUCCAAUUUUAUCUACAACUGCAUUGCAUCAUCUUCAUAUUUUUAUCUUUGUGCUAGCUUGUGUCCAUGUGGCUUUCUGUGCUCUAACCAUUCUUUUUGGAAGUGCAAAGAUAAGACAAUGGAAGCAUUGGGAAGAUUCUGAAUCUGGGAAGGAAAAUGAUCCAGAAGAAGCAGGAAAUGCAAAGCUUACACAUGUUCAAGAUCAUGACUUUAUCAAGAAACGGUUUCGGGGUAUGGGCAAGGACUCUUAUAUAAUAGGCUGGGUGCAUUCAUUUUUCAAGCAGUUUUAUGGUUCUGUUACAAAAUCUGAUUAUAUAACAUUGAGACUAGGCUUCAUUAUGUCUCAUUGUAGGGGAAACCCUAAAUUUAACUUUCACAAGUACAUGAUGCGAGCCCUCGAAGCUGACUUCAAGAAAGUUGUAGGAAUAAGUUGGUAUCUUUGGUUAUUUGUGUUUAUUUUCUUGCUGCUGAAUAUUGCUGGUUGGCACACAUAUUUCUGGAUCGCGUUCGUUCCCUUCAUUCUUCUACUAGCUGUGGGUACUAAAUUAGAGCAUGUAAUUACACAAUUAGCUCAUGAGGUUGCAGAGAAACACGUAGCAGUCAAAGGAGACUUGGUUAUUCAACCUUCAGAUGAUCAUUUCUGGUUCCACAGGCCUCAAAUUGUUAUAAUUUUGAUCCAUAUCAUCCUAUUCCAAAAUUCUUUUGAACUUGCAUUUUUCUUCUGGAUAUGGGCUCAAUAUGGUUUCGACUCCUGUAUAAUGGGACAAGUUGGUUACAUUAUCCCAAGACUUAUUAUAGGGGCGUUCGUUCAGUUCGUCUGCAGCUAUAGUACAUUGCCAUUAUAUGCAAUUGUCACACAGAUGGGAAGUUCAUUCAAGAAAGCAAUAUUUGAUGAACAUAUUCAAGUAGGGCUUGUUGGUUGGGCUAAGCAAGCUAAAAAGAAUACAGUUCUUAGAAAGGCAGCUCAUGGCUCUAGCCAAGUUGGUCACAAGGAGGAUUCUCCACCAGCAGUUCAGUUGGCAAACAUCGGAGACAAGGAAUCUGCAAUGGAAGAUAUUGUACAGCAAACAGCCUCUGGUAGGCCAAACUGAAAAGCAUCAUAUCUCUGAAUGCUCGUGUGUUGAGUUGCCACUGUCGCAAAAUACUCCAACAUAAUAUCUUAUAUUUUGUCCUUUUAGAUUUAGUUCCAAGAUUUGCUUAUGUAAUCAAGACUUUGUUCUAGCUCUGGGGCCAAGUAAAGUUUAAAAUUUCCCUUUGUUUCUUGUCCCUAAGGACCCAAGUAGUAGUAGUCUCAUCUAUAUGUUUGCAUAAACUAUAGAUUUUUAUUAAGUAAUGAAAUCCGCUUCCUCUGUGUUGCAGAUUUAAGA
Jatropha curcas is the source of this 1844-nucleotide messenger RNA. RefSeq names its product MLO-like protein 1. Gene Ontology annotation, cellular component: membrane. Gene Ontology annotation, biological process: defense response. The record is from RefSeq and is a predicted model, not a curated record. NCBI's taxonomy places the organism in Eukaryota, Viridiplantae, Streptophyta, Magnoliopsida, Malpighiales, Euphorbiaceae.